Molecule: messenger RNA, 2986 nt
Organism: Actinia tenebrosa (Australian red waratah sea anemone)
Lineage: Eukaryota; Metazoa; Cnidaria; Anthozoa; Actiniaria; Actiniidae
Source: RefSeq, a predicted model, not a curated record
UCAAUCGUUGCGCCAUUAUGUGUCAAGUCUGCUUGAUCAGGAUAUCAUUCGUCCCGGGGGGGCCUCGGCACUUAGUUCGCUUAACGUCGCGCUAAUUAUUGUUUUCCCUCAGUUCUCAAAUGUUAUGGAUCAGGAUAUCGUUUUCUGCCCAAAGCUUGUGCUGCUAAUGCGGUAGCCGUUGCGCCAGUCGAUGCGCCAAUCGUUGCGCCAGUAUUUGUCGACUCUGCUGGAUCAGGAUAUCAUUCCUUCCGCGGUGGCCCGAGCUCUUGUUGCGUUUACCGUGGCGCUGAUUGUUGGCUUUUCAGUUGUCUCGAGCAGGAUAUCGUUGGUUUGCCGAAAGCCUGUUGUUAAUGCGAAUUGUGGGCAUUCAUGGUUAAGUCUGCUGGAUCAUGAUAGCAGACGUCCUCCAUUGGAAUUGGGCUUCGGUAGCGCUGAUCGUGGCACUAAUCGCUGCGCCUUUAUUUGAACUCUGCGGGAUAAGCCUACCAGUUGAGGUGCGGGGUCUGGGCAUUCAUUGCGCCGUUCGUUGAGCAAGUGUUGAACCGCAGUCUCCCUUCGGCAGGGUGGGGUCGUGGCUCGCCUUGACGAUGGGCUUAUCCAGUAUCGCUUUCCUUUCAGCCUCUUCAGUGGCUCUCCCCCCUGUAUCCAGAGUUUCGCCACUCAAUGCCGAUCUAUUCACCUGGGAACUACGAGAUCACCCGGAUCGGCAAAGAGUGAACUUUAUAAUCAAUGGUAUUCGCCAUGGAUUCAAGGUGGGCUUUAAUCAGAUCCCGUCUCUUCUUUCCGCUCGGCGUAAUAAGAAAUCGGCCGUUGACCAUCCCGCAGUCGUCGAUCAGUACUUGGCCAACGAGGUUGCAUUGGGCAGGGUGGCAGGCCCCUUUAAACAAUGUCCCAUGCGGGACUUGCAUGUAAGCAGCUUCGGAGUUAUCCCUAAGAGCGGUCAACCAGGCAAGUGGCGCUUAAUUGUGGACCUGUCAUCUCCGGGGGGUUCCAGUGUGAACUAUGGUAUAGACGUGAAUGAUUGAUCGCUUCAGUAUAUUAGAGUCGAUGAUGUCAUCAGAAUGGUUAGUAAUUACGGUCCAGGAGCCCUGAUAGCCAAGUUCGAUGUCCAGUCCGCCUAUCGCAACGUUGCAAUUCACCCUUCUGAUCGUCAUCUCCUUGGCAUGAAAUGGCGUGACAGAUACUACGUCGAUUUGGUGCUUCCCUUUGGCCUUCGGUCGGCACCAUUUAUCUUUGACUCCAUAGCGUCUGUGGUAGAAUGGAUCAUGCUAAAUAAUCAUCGAGUGUCAGACUUGGUACACUAUUUAGACGACUUCAUCACGACUGGACCUCCUGGCACGGAUCUGUGCGCCUCAAAUCUCAAGAAUGCAGUGGAAUGCUGCGCGGCAUUGGGCCUCCCACUUCACCCGGAUAAGUGCCAGGGCCCCGCCACAACUCUUGUCGUUUUAGGGAUCAAGCUAGACUCGGUCAAUCGGGUUGCCCGCCUCCCAGUGGACAAACUCGCUAGCUUGCGUGCGCUUAUCGAUUCGUGGACCAAGCGUCGAGGGUGUCGAAGGCACGAGUUGGAGUCCUUAGUUGGCCAUCUCCAUCACGCUGCAAAAGAUGUUUGGCCAGGGUGGGCAUUUCUCCGCCGCAUGAUCAAAUUACUGUGUUGCUUUAGAGACCGCGACCACCCAAUCCGUCUCAAUGCGGAGUUUCAUCUGGACCUUGCUUGGUGGAACCAGAUUCUGGAAUCAUGGAACGGCGUAAGCUUCUGGCUUUACCCGGGCAUGACCCCCCUGGCAUCAGUCGAGGUGACAUCGGAUGCUGCGGGUUCGUUGGGCUACGGUGCUUUCCUCGACAGGGAGUGGUUCAAUGGCAUAUGGAGCGAUCGUCAACGCCCGCAGUCGAUAGCUUACAAAGAGCUCUUCCCAGUGGCGAUUGCAGCUCAUCUGUGGGGCCGUUAUUGGUGUAGACAACACGUGGUGUUUCGUUCCGACAAUGAGUCCGUUGUGGCCAUCCGUCUGUUUAGCUUUCCGGUUGCAAAUAAAGUAUAAUGUUUGUCACUGGUGGUCUAUAUGCUUUGGGGGUGCUUGAGAUGGUAUGGUGUCGUUGGUGUCCCUGGUAACCUGGCCACAGGGUCCCAGGGUCCUCUCCAAGCACCCUCGGAUCGUUGGCGGUGGACUGUGGCCCGGUUGCCAUGGUCACCUAUGCGAAGGGGCUGGUUAGGCGUGACCACUCCUUCCUCGUACCUGGCACUCAUGCCAAACUUAUCAUUACGAUGAGUUUUAAUUCAGCCUGAAUGUAAUUUAGGCAAAGUUAAAACCGAGUCUAAUCGGUCAGCGGUGAACCACCGAACAGCAUGGGAGGGACCCCCUGGUGGUUCAGGGGUAUUGGUAGGGUUUGCAGUGUGGCAGCUUUGUCAUUGUGUUGUUGUUUGAGCAAGCGGCAAUAAUAUUUCUCCCCUCCCACCCACCUCUCUGUUCAAAGGACUAGCGUGUGAUGGUAAGUAUCUCCACCUCUUAAGGUGUGACGGGUGCCAGGUAGCGGUGGACUGUGGCCCGGUUGCCAUGGUCACCUAUGCGAAGGGGCUGGUUAGGCGCGACCACUCCUUCCUCGUACCUGGCACUCAUGCCAAACUUAUCAUUAGGGUGAGUUUUAAUAUUAGAUACAAAAAAACUUUAUUAUUUCCGUUCUUAUGUGGACUGUACAAAUCGAUUUUAGAUCAAGCUUAUAGUAUUUAAUAUUAGAUUUAAUUUGCAUAAAAUGCUUACAUUUGAUAAUUUCUCUCGAAACAGAAGCUUGCAGUAGUACACUUACUUUACAACAAGAAAAUGAUGAUUUAGAAUGAAUACAGGAAGAUGUCGAAGCAGAUCAUGACCACCACGAAAGUCUAGAAGAGACUAUAAAACGAUGUCAAGAGAUUGUAGAUUCUAGUAGUAUGUGGGGACUAUGGAUAGACGACUCAUUAUAUUCAUAGAUUCAAGAAAUGCAAUAACCAUGGAAA